Diuraphis noxia (Russian wheat aphid) is the source of this 836-nucleotide messenger RNA. Its product is annotated as transcription elongation factor elongin B. The record is from RefSeq and is a predicted model, not a curated record. Gene Ontology annotation, molecular function: protein binding. NCBI's taxonomy places the organism in Eukaryota, Metazoa, Arthropoda, Insecta, Hemiptera, Aphididae. Gene Ontology annotation, cellular component: elongin complex; VCB complex. Gene Ontology annotation, biological process: transcription elongation by RNA polymerase II.
AUUUGUGUAAUAUAUUAGUAUUUAGUAAUUAUAAACCCCAUGUAUUUCAGAUUUUAAAUUCUUGACCUCGUGAUUUCAAAAUCAUUGUUUAGUGGAUAGUUGGCUAUCAAUAUAAUUCGUGAUUAAAAUAUUUUCAGUUUAAAUUUAAAAUGGACGCCUUUAUGAUGAUACAACGAAAAAAKCUAACCAUAUUUACUGAUGCUAAAGACAAUAUACUGGUUGAUGAACUCAAAAAGAUUAUUGGAUAUAUCAUUAAAGUACCACCAACAAGUCAACAACUUUACUACAAAGAUGAAAUAAUGGAUGGRACAAAAACAUUGUCAGAAUGUGGUUUGAAUUCUACUAUUGCUAAGGCACAAAGUCCAGCUACUAUUGGUUUAGCAUUGAAGAUGGAUAAUGGAGAAUUUGAGCAACUAGAAAUGGUUCCAUACUCAUUGCCACCAGAAUUGCCAUAUGUCAUGAAAAACCAAGAAACUAAUGGCCAAGAACCACCCAUGUAAAUACUAAUAACUAAAUAACAUGUUCGAAAAUGGGUUUUUUUUAAUGGUUUAUAAACAAGUGAAAAAUUGCAUCUCAGCUUAAACUAAGGAUUUUUUUAUGGUUGCCAAUCGGUUAGUUUUUUUUUAUUAUAUAACCUUAUUUUAUAUUUUAUUUAUAAUCAAUAAACAUGUCUUAAAUAUGAAAAUGGUAACAUAAUCACUAAACAAAUUAAACAACAUACCAAAUUAUUCAAAUUUGUUAAUUUAGACAAUAUACCAAGAAAUCCACUUUGUUAAUGUAACAUUUAAGGUAUUCAAUAUUAAUGUCUAAAAUAUAUUUAAUUUAGUUUGUAUAUU